AUGUCGAACGGUCUUGAAUGGGUUAAUUUUGUGAGUGCUGUUGUGCAAUGGUGCUGUGAAAACCUUUUAUCACCAGUCAUGUCUCGCAAACAAAACCUCCUAUGUGAACUGCAUACAAAGAAAGGUACUUGGAAGAUUGUCGUGCGAAUAACUGAUAUGUGGCGUCUUAACAAACAUAAUGGUCGACAAUCCAUUGAGAUGGUGUUGAUGGACCAUAUGGGUACAAAGAUUGGGGCAACUCUAUGGCAAGAAUUGUUCCCUGAAUUUGAACCCAAGUUGCGUUGUGGUGGUGCAUAUGUUAUUCAGAACAUGAAGGUUGUUGAUACUCAUUCUGACUACAAAGUGAAUGCAAUUAAAUAUUUGGUUUAUUUUGUGAAGACAACGUCUGUCAAAGAGGUGGACAGACCUGAGAUUCCUCCUAAUGUUCAUGCCAUUACUUCAUUUGCUGAUAUAAUUUCAGGCGUUGCAAAACCUGAUACUUUAGUUGUGAUUGAACGCAAAACAGUUAAUUCAGCAUAUAGAGUGACUGUCAAGUUGAGAGACAACAGUCAUGUUGAGAUCUUCAUGACUAUGUGGGAGGAAUAUGCUCUUCAGCUGGAUGAUGCUAUUGAGAAAAACCAUUUUGUGCAAAAGCCAUUGGUUGUUAUACUAACUCUUGCUAAGAUCAAAGAACCCAAGGUAUCCCCUCAGUGUACAGAAUAUAAAGCAUGGUUUGAAGUUGUAUGUGAAUGUUUACGUGUGCCAUUUUAUAUUGGCGGUCUAGAUGAUGAGGGUGGUGUUUCUCAGUCACAGUCUACCCAGAAUUGCCAAGAUAAGUUUUUGCAUAAUGCUCAAAUAGUGAGCUUUGGUGAAAUAAAGACUCUGCAACAGGUAAGUCCAUACUGUACAACCACUUUUGAUCCAUUAAAAAUAGGUGCAGCCUGCCAUUCAUGCCAGAAUCAUGUUACUCACACUAUUCCAAGGUAUAAGUUAGUUGUCAAGAUGGAACAGAAUGGAGAGAAGGCGAACUUCCAUUUUUGGGAUGCAGUAUGUAUCAAAAUAUUUGGUAAAACUGCAGAGGAAUGUCGUCAAGAGUUGAUUGCGAGUGGUGAUGAGAUCAAGGUGUUCCCUGCGUGUGUUGAUCAAUUGUUGGGUAAAACUUGGGUUGAUGAACAAUGUAUAAGCAACAAGUCAGCCGAUGUUGGUGUUGCAUCUUCAUCACAACAAGAUUAUCAUCCUACAUCAUCUGAAUAUGAUCCUGGAAAUGCUGCCUUUGUAACUCCUGCAAAAAGAACGUCCGAUCAGCAAGGAAGUAGUCAGUUUGAUAGUGACGACUUCACAACAUAUGAGCUAUCGACCAACAAGCAUAUAAAAGAUGAGUAA
This is a messenger RNA of Glycine soja, 1362 nucleotides long. RefSeq lists its product as uncharacterized. NCBI's taxonomy places the organism in Eukaryota, Viridiplantae, Streptophyta, Magnoliopsida, Fabales, Fabaceae. The coding region runs from base 1 to 1362 and encodes 453 amino acids. The transcript is spliced from 12 exons. The record is from RefSeq and is a predicted model, not a curated record.